Vespa mandarinia (Asian giant hornet) is the source of this 2375-nucleotide messenger RNA. It is a transcript of the gene Mcm10, whose product is annotated as minichromosome maintenance 10 homolog. Gene Ontology annotation, biological process: DNA replication initiation; DNA replication. The record is from RefSeq and is a predicted model, not a curated record. NCBI's taxonomy places the organism in Eukaryota, Metazoa, Arthropoda, Insecta, Hymenoptera, Vespidae. Gene Ontology annotation, molecular function: single-stranded DNA binding; DNA replication origin binding. Gene Ontology annotation, cellular component: nucleus; nuclear replication fork.
AUUUAAUAUUUCAAUUGAGUUAAAUCUUGUUCUUCAGAUAGAUAAAUACAUUUAAUAUCAACAAAAACAAACAAACGUUUAAUUGACUCCGAUGCUAUGUUACGUGCUAGAGGAUUAUAACCUACAUAAAUUUAUAUGCAAUGAGAACACGUGGGAACAAUGUUUCUCUAGUGCGCUUGUAGUUAAUAUUUGGCCAUAUUUGUCGCUGAAGUCUUAUAUGCUAAGGACAAAAGGCGUGAUAUAGAAGAAAAUGAAUCUACAAAAACGAAAACUAUUAAAGAAAUGGACUAUAAUUUUUUGGAUUCUAUAUCUAAUAGUACAUGUAUUGACAAAGUAAAUAAUAGUAAAUGCAACACUAGUAAUCAGAAGGCAAAUAAUAGUGAAAAUAUUGACGAACUUUUUGGUGACAAUAUUGAUUCUUCAGAUGAUGAAGACAAACGUUAUUUUGAAAAACAAAAGUAUUCUGAAUAUGGACGUAAUGUAAAACUUUUAUUAAAGAAAGAUGAAGUAAAAAAGAAAGAUAUUUCUGCAACAUAUGAAAGAGAUAGUAGAUCACUUUCUGUUAAAAGUAUUAUAUCGAACAAUAAUGUUAAAAAUUUAUCACCCGUGCAAAAUAAUGUGUACAAUGAUCCUUUUUUUGGAAUAAGAAUUGUUAAUCCACUUAUAUCUUCUAAACAAAUGAGAGAACAAAUGAACGGUAAAUCAGCUAUAACAAUCUCAAAAAUUAAAACAUGUAUAGCAUCAGGUACAUUGUCUAAUGAUUGGGUAAUAGCUGGAGUAUUAAUUAACAAAUCACCUACUAAAACUUCACAAAAAGGCUCAUCAUAUAGUAUAUGGAAAAUUAGUGAUUUAUCUGAAAACAUGACUACAGUUUCUAUUUUUUUAUUUAGUGCUGCUUAUAAAACAUUUUGGAAAACUACUCUUGGUACUGUAAUUGGUAUUCUAAAUCCAAAUAUUCUAGAAUCUAAGGAUUACAUUGAUCAGGCAACAUUGUCUAUUGAUACUCCUCAAAAAAUGUUGAUCAUUGGAAAAUCAAAAGAUAUGGGAAAAUGCAAAUCAACAAAGAAAAAUGGAGAACCAUGUACUUCUAUUGUAAAUAUUAACCGAUGUGAAUUCUGUAUAUAUCAUGUCAAACAAGAAUAUAAAAAAUGUUCUAAACGAGCAGAUUUAGGAUCAAAUAAUAAUAGUGUUCGUGGAUUUUCAUCAGAUUUUCCUAAAAGUAAAUCUCAACAAACAUCACGAAUUUUUAAUAGUAAUGGUAUGCAACCAUUUGUUCCAAUUCGUGCACAGGAAAGUGACAGAUUACGUACACAUGAUCAAAAACGUUUAGCUCUUCUUUCUGAAACACAUUAUGAUAGAUCUAAAUCUAUUGAAAAUAACAAAGAAAUAAAAAAAGGAAUCAUUUCUGUAGAAUUACAACAUAAUCAAAUAGCAAAAGAUCAUGAAAGAAUAAAUAAAUUAAAAGUUUGGAAUAGUAAUAAACAAUUAAAAAUGGAAUUAGUACCAUCAUCUUCACAAUCUACAAGUACUGGAAAUAAAAAUCUUAUUGUUACAGAAAAUAAAGAAAAGAAAAUGAUAAAUACAGGAAUAUCUUUAUUAUCAACGCCACGUUUAGGUAUAGGUUGCAAUAAUGGUAAAAUUGAUUUUUCUCAACCUAUUACUAAGAGACAAAUUGAUAUUGCAAAAAGAAAUGCUAUUAAAUGGGUUCAACAAAAUGGUAUAAUUAAGCCUAAAGAUCCAAAUAAAAUAAGUUUGGAAAAGAACGAAAAAAGGGGUACCAAACGUACAAGGGAAAUUAAUGAACACAUAGAAGAAACACAAGAAUCAAAAAAGUCUAAUUCUUUACCAAAUAAUUUUAAGGAAUUAAUGGAAACUAAAUCUGUGCAUGUAGAUCUCAUAGAAAAAUCAUAUGAAGAAGAAAAAGAAAAAUAUUUCAAUAAAUUGGAAAUGAAGGAAAAAAUGGAAAAAAAGAUGUUAUCAACCUUUAAAAUAGAGUGCAAAGCUGUAAUAUGUUUAAUAUGUAAAUACACUGCAUUUUCAAGUUCAGACUUUUGUAAAAAACAAAAACAUCCAAUUCGUGUAAUAAAUGCUAUUAAGAGAUUCUUUAAAUGUUCAGAUUGUGGUAACAGAACAGUUAGUCUUGAAAAACUACCUCUGCAUAGUUGCACAAAAUGUAACAGUUCAAACUGGUUACAAGCUGCAAUGAUGGAUGAAAGAAAAACUAAUAUUAUUACAACAAAUUUAUCUGUGCGUGGUGGUGAAGAAAAGUUCUUAGGAUCAUCAUUGACAAAUGCUGAUUUAAAUCUCUUAGUCCCAAAAACAAAUUAGUAGAUAUAAACUCUAAAAAUUAAAAUCUAUAAAUUAAAAUCAAUAGA